This is a messenger RNA of Aphanomyces astaci, 354 nucleotides long. RefSeq lists its product as hypothetical. The record is from RefSeq and is a predicted model, not a curated record. Lineage: Eukaryota; Oomycota; Saprolegniomycetes; Saprolegniales; Verrucalvaceae. The transcript has 4 exons. Bases 1 to 354 code for a protein of 117 amino acids.
AUGGCGCUGGCCGACAACGUCCCCACUGGCCACGUAUGUGACGGUGGAAGUGGCGGCACAGCGUACGGCCUGAUCAUGACACCAACAACCUCGCAAGCCCGUUUGACGAACGACCCCACGAGCGACAGAAACCACCGACGCGCGGGGAUGACGUCACUCGUUGGUGAGCUGUUUUUCAACCGCGAAAAGCCCAAGUAUUGUGGCAGGCCGCUAGAAAUGGUCCUGACGGCCAACCUCCAGCACUUCAACCUGGACGCCCACCACAACCAAAGCACGCUGUUCUUCGUGCUAUCCAUGUUUGCUUCGUUCGGUCACCAUUACGCGAGGAUGCCAGCGAGCGAGCGCACGACGUAG